This is a messenger RNA of Brassica oleracea var. oleracea, 1030 nucleotides long. Its product is annotated as 60S ribosomal protein L8-1. Lineage: Eukaryota; Viridiplantae; Streptophyta; Magnoliopsida; Brassicales; Brassicaceae. The record is from RefSeq and is a predicted model, not a curated record. Gene Ontology annotation, molecular function: RNA binding; structural constituent of ribosome. Gene Ontology annotation, cellular component: ribosome; cytosolic large ribosomal subunit. The coding region runs from base 32 to 808 and encodes 258 amino acids. The transcript has 2 exons. Gene Ontology annotation, biological process: cytoplasmic translation.
UUGUAAUCUUCGCCGUCAAGCAUCAUCCACAAUGGGUCGUGUCAUCAGAGCUCAACGUAAGGGAGCAGGUUCCGUCUUCAAAUCCCACACUCACCACCGUAAAGGCCCCGCCAAGUUCCGCAGCCUCGACUACGGCGAGAGAAAUGGAUACCUCAAGGGCGUCGUGACGGAGAUCAUCCACGAUCCCGGCCGUGGAGCGCCGCUUGCUCGCGUCGCCUUCCGUCAUCCUUUCCGUUACAAGAAGCAGAAGGAGCUCUUCGUCGCCGCCGAAGGCAUGUACACCGGACAGUUCUUGUACUGCGGUAAGAAAGCGACGCUCGUUGUCGGAAAUGUUCUCCCGCUUAGAGCUAUCCCUGAAGGAGCUGUUGUCUGUAACGUCGAGCAUCAUGUCGGUGACCGUGGUGUGCUCGCUAGAGCUUCUGGCGAUUACGCCAUCGUGAUUUCGCACAACCCUGACAACGACACUACUAGGAUCAAGUUGCCAUCUGGUUCGAAGAAGAUUGUUCCGAGUGGAUGCAGGGCCAUGAUUGGUCAGGUCGCUGGUGGUGGAAGAACGGAGAAGCCGAUGCUCAAGGCGGGAAACGCGUACCACAAGUACCGUGUGAAGAGAAACUCGUGGCCUAAGGUUCGUGGUGUGGCUAUGAAUCCAGUGGAGCAUCCUCACGGAGGAGGUAACCAUCAGCACAUUGGUCACGCCAGUACGGUUAGGCGUGAUGCACCACCAGGGCAGAAGGUUGGGCUUAUUGCUGCUAGGAGGACUGGUCGUCUCAGAGGUCAAGCUGCUGCUUCUGCCGCCAAGGCUGAUUAGGUUUCAUAAGAUAUAUAUUUGUUUUGUCUGAGUUUGUUGCUGUGUUUCCUUGUGAACCCUCCUUGUGUUCUGAAAUCUCGUAUUUGUUAUAAUCUUGUGAGUACACUUCUCAAGAAAAGCAAACCUAAGUUGCUACUGUUUGCCCAUGUGAGGUUUUGUUAUCCUGAUUACACAACAGUCAUGACAAUAAUCGAUAUGCACAGCUUUGGAGCUUUCAUGCUA